AUGGCCGGCGUUCCGAACACUUAUGAUGCGCCCGUCCACAUCGCUGUCAUAGGCGGCACUGGCAUUUCUUCCCUGCCAGGCUUCACCCUCGCCGCGACUCUCGAUGUCGAUACGCCAUGGGGAAAGCCUUCGUCGCCUGUUUCCAUCCUCCAACACCCUUCGCCCUCCUCCGGCAAGCCUAUCCCAGUCGCGUUCAUCUCGCGACACGGUCUCCACCAUGAGCUCGCACCACACGAGGUGAAGAACCAAGCCAACAUCGCCGCGCUGCGACACCUCGGCGUGCGCACCAUCAUUGCCUUCUCCGCCGUCGGAUCGCUACAAGAAGAAGUACGACCGCGCGACUUCGUUAUCCCCGACCAGAUCAUCGACCGUACAAAGGGCAUCCGGCCAUUUACCUUCUUCGAGGGCGGCAUGGUCGGCCACGUUGGCUUUGGCGACCCCUUCGACAAGAAGCUGUCCAAGAUCGUCAGCCAGUGCGGACACGCGCUAGAGGGAGACGGCGUCACUCUACACGAUAAGGGAACGCUCAUCUGCAUGGAGGGACCGCAGUUCAGCACACGCGCAGAGUCAAACCUCUACCGUGCGUGGGGUGGCAGCGUCAUCAACAUGUCUGCUCUGCCCGAGGCCAAGCUUGCGCGAGAGGCUGAAAUUGGGUACCAGAUGAUUUGCAUGGCCACGGACUACGACUGCUGGAGGGGUGACGGCUCUGAGGAUGUCAACGUUGAGAUGGUCAUGGCACACAUGAAGGCAAAUGCUGAGAACGCCAGGCGAUUCGUCGGCGCGGUGCUCAACGAGCUCAGCAAGGAGGAGCAUGUGGAGCAGGUCCUCGCUAAGCACCUCGAUGGCCAGAUGAGGUUCGCAGGUGCCAUGACAAAGAAGGAAGGACGCGGGCAAGAAGCGGAGAAGAAGCUGCAAUGGCUCUUCCCUGGCUACUUCGACUGA
Molecule: messenger RNA, 942 nt
Organism: Alternaria postmessia
Lineage: Eukaryota; Fungi; Ascomycota; Dothideomycetes; Pleosporales; Pleosporaceae
Exons: 2
Coding region: 1-942 (313 amino acids)
Biological process (GO): nucleoside metabolic process
Cellular component (GO): cytosol
Molecular function (GO): S-methyl-5-thioadenosine phosphorylase activity
Source: RefSeq, a predicted model, not a curated record